AGACAGUCCGACCGGCACACCGAAUCCGACUUUACGCACAGGAGGGGGCGGCACCGGUGGCUCGUGCUCUUCUGCUAAAGCCUGAAAGUUACACUGAAGGUCCCACUUUCAUGGGUGACGCGCUAAAAAAAACAAAAAAAAAAACCACUUUUGGAGAAGCUAAAGGGGAAACUCACCAUCGUAUUCCAAUCCGGACGCUGUGCAGUUUUCUCGUUUUAGUCAGAGACCGAUUACCUAACUCAGCGCGCAUCUAUUCCUUAAUAAUUACCGUAAAGCUGCUCUGUGCGCAAAUGUCAUUUUGAGAAAUUUACAUAAAUUAAGUUCAAUCAGAACCGACACGCACCGGCUAUGCAACCCGGGCGUUUGAAGACAGUCUGACUCGUUUGAAUCAGACUUCAUAUUCGGAGCAUGGUCCGAUAAUAGGACGACAGAAAAGAGACAACAACAAAAAAAAAAAAGUAAGAGAAUAAAGAGCUGAAUAGACGUUGGGAACACUUCCGAGGUGUUUGUGGGGACGUCUGCCUCUCACGUCCAGGUGUCCCGCCGGGCGGUGCGGAGUCUCCUGCUCGGGCCGGCAGCGCUGACAUGCUGCCCAAAGUCGAGACUGAAUCCCUGGGACUCACUCGAUCGUAUGGAGAACAAGGGCGCAUGCCAAGGAAUAUACAAGCCCACCAGUUCAAAAUGAUGGACUACACCUAUGACGAAGACUUGGACGAGAUGUGCCCCGUUUGCGGAGACAAGGUUUCUGGGUAUCACUACGGACUACUGACCUGCGAGAGCUGCAAGGGCUUCUUCAAGCGCACCGUCCAGAACAACAAGCGCUACACAUGUAUAGAGAACCAGAGCUGCCAGAUUGACAAGACCCAGAGGAAACGCUGCCCAUACUGCCGCUUCCAAAAGUGCCUGACCGUCGGCAUGAAGCUAGAAGCUGUGCGGGCGGACCGCAUGCGUGGCGGUCGCAACAAGUUUGGCCCGAUGUACAAACGUGACCGGGCCCUCAAGCAGCAAAAGAAGGCGUUGAUCCGAGCCAACGGCCUGAAGAUUGAGGCCAUGACUCAGGUGAUGCAAGCAGUGCCCACCGACCUCACCAUCUCCUCGGCCAUCCAGAACAUCCACUCGGCCGCCUCCAAGGGCCUUCCGCUGAGCCACCACCCGGGCCACCACACAGGUCACCACCACCACCACCACCAUCAUCAUGCCACCGCCCUGCCCCCCACAGACUACGACCGCAGUCCAUUUGUCACUUCGCCGGUCAGCAUGACAAUGCCGCCGCACGCCGGCAGCCUGCAGGGCUACCAGGCGGCCUAUGGACACUUCCAGGGCACGCGAACCAUCAAGUCUGAGUACCCAGACCCGUACACCAGCUCGCCGGAGUCCAUCAUGGGCUACGCCUACGUCGACGCCUACCAGACCGGCUCGCCGCCCAGCUUCCCUCACUUGAUCGUGGAGCUGCUCAAGUGUGAGCCAGAUGAGCCACAGGUUCAGGCCAAGAUCAUGGCCUACCUGCAGCAGGAGCAGGCCAGCCGAGGCAAACACGAGAAGCUCAACACCUUCGGCCUCAUGUGCAAGAUGGCUGACCAGACGCUCUUCUCCAUCGUGGAGUGGGCACGCAGCAGCAUCUUCUUCCGUGAACUCAAGGUGGACGACCAGAUGAAGCUGCUGCAGAACUGCUGGAGCGAACUACUCAUCCUCGACCACGUCUUCCGGCAGGUGAUGCAUGCCAAGGAGGGCUCCAUCCUAUUGGUCACUGGCCAGCACGUGGACUAUGCAGUGAUCGCUUCACAGGCGGGAGCCACCCUCAACAACCUGUUGAGCCACGCUCAGGAGCUGGUGGCCAAGCUACGCUCCCUGCAGCUGGACCAACGGGAGUUCGUCUGCCUCAAGUUCCUGGUCCUAUUCAGCCUGGAUGUGAAGAACCUGGAGAACUUCCACCUGGUAGAAAGUGUCCAGGAGCAGGUCAAUGCAGCGCUGCUGGACUACGUCAUGUGUAACUACCCGCAGCAAACGGACAAGUUUGGCCAGCUUCUCCUCCGGAUGCCAGAGAUCCGAGCCAUCAGCCUGCAGGCCGAAGAAUACCUUUACUACAAACACCUGAACGGCGACGUGCCCUGCAACAACCUGCUCAUUGAAAUGCUUCACGCCAAGAGGGCUUAGGAGGGGACAGCGCUGGCCAUAAUGCAGCUGUGCAGAUGUCCUGAGAGAUUUGCUGCAACCCAAAAACUCCAAAUAACGGAACCUCCAGCUCAGACUUGACUGAGUGAUGACCUGGCGGAUGAAGAGCAGAGAGGGUUAGCAACUCUUGUCUACAUUUAGCUCAUUUUGAUCUUCAAGUUUCUUCAACUUGGAGUGCAGAUUUGGACAAACACACAUGCGCAGAGACAGAUCAUGUGCACACACAAACAAUAUAUGGAUCCCUUUAUUCAAAAAAUAAAAAAUAGUCUGAAAGAAGAGCCACAUCUCCUCAACCACACAGGAAAAGACAAUACUGAAAGGAAAAAAGACAAAAAAAACACUUUGCAUUUGGCACGAGAUGGGAUCUGAUCGUCUGUACGGGCACAGACUAUCAAUACUGGCGGGCUGCAACUUAAAGCAUUAACAACCCUUGAGUGUUUGGGAGCUGUUGACAUUGUGAGAGGCUGAGGCCAUCUUUCAGAUAGCUUUGAGACUAGAGUGGUGGCUCAUUUUGGUCGACGAUCCUCCAGUGUGCUCUUUCACUGAAACCAGCUUUUAGCUGUCGUUGGUACUUUGAAGACAAACGGACAAGCAGUCAACCAGGCCAGAGACAUAAGAUGCCUGCCACGGCAGCUUGAUCUGAGUAAGAAGAGUGAAUUAAAAAAGAGGAAGAUUCUUUAAUGAACAAAAUGAUAAAUAGGCCGAUAAGAAGAAAAAUACUAAGAUGUUUUUGUUCUCAUGAAAUGGAAAUCAUUUUCUUCUCAUGGUCACCUUGUGGUUCCCCUUUCUUAUUCUAUCACCCCAAAUCAUCUUAAACUAUGUACCUCAGAAAGACCAGUGUUAAAUAAAUUCAAUUAAUAAUGUCAGCUGAAACAAUUGUAUUUAUAGCCCUUUUCCUGCAAAAAAAGAGAAAAAAACUCCUGUUUUAUUAUUUCAUUACAACUGGAACAAACAAAGUGUGAUUCUGGAGACGGAGAAGGAUUGACCCUGCCUUUGACCGGAAAGACCAAAGCUUGCUGCAGAACAGAAGAAGGAAAUUACAAAAACCUUAAUAAUCAGUAUUAUAAGAGAAAAAAAAAAAGAUUUUUGAUGUCACAGUUAUGUGAGUCUUGCCUUAUUUCAUUACCAUGCUAGAUAACCGUGCAGAUGUGAAUGAAAAUAUGUACAAAUAUAUAUAUAAAGUAUUAAUGUUGUAAAAAUUAAAAAAAGAAUAAUUCAACAGGUGUUUACAUUAAUGUGGUCAUAUGGGAGAGAACUGUGAUGAAGCAUAAAUUGCAAAGCAAUGAUUUCCUAAAAAAUGAAAACAACUAAAUGAAAAAAAAAGAUCCCUCUGGUUUGCUUUCUUUGGUGUGUGUACAGUAUUUUAUUUUUUAUUUGUUUUGAGCAGUACUUAAAUUAUGUCGUGAGACACUAAAAUCAAAAAGGAAUCACACUUAAAAUAUUAAUUUCUAUCUGUCUGCUGGCAUUCAAACAUUUGUUUCUUAAGCGUUGCUGUAAAAGGAUUCCGUUUCACUUUCAACCUUUAUAUAGACUUUUUCUUUUUUUAUUUACAGUGCUUUUACCUUUAUUUUAUGUACAGUAUGUCACUGGUUACGCUUAAUAAUGAAGAUAAUUUAUUGCGUCUCUGGGUUUCCAUCUUUGUGUUACAUGACGUGAGGUGUCUGCGCCAGAAUAAAUUUGUUUACUGUAGCAUGUUCUUGUUUUGUUUCCACAAGUAGUUCAGUGAUGCAGAUCUCGAGCAAAAUAAUGGGCUUUAAAAAAGGAAGAAAAAAAACCACCAUUUCUUUGUCUUUUUAAUGUUUAUGCAAGUCAGUACGUUGAAAAGAGUAUUGUAUUUAAGCAAGUACGUGUGAAAGAUGUUUGUGCCACAUCAGAUUUUCUUUUCAACCUGAUUAUCAUCAUUGUUCUUUCCGGUCUGCCCCUAUACCAAAGACUGCAUCUUUCCCUCUGUGAGCUGUGACUUCUAGUAUUGCAUCCAAAAUGAACAAAACUGACUUAUUUUAUUUAAUUUUUUCUUAUAAAGUGGCACCCUAAAUUAUUUUCAUGUGGAGUUUUUCACAUGUACUGUAAUUGUUGUUACUGUUUUUUUUCUUUUUUUAAAUGUCCCAACACUUGCCUCCCGCAACAACCUGUGGUGUUUAUUUGUUUACCUGUCAACAUUUGUCAAUUACUGUAAGUCAUAGAACGAUCAAAAGUCUUUCAAUGGCAUGUUUAAUGUACAGAAAUAUUCCCUUAAAACCACAUGUCAUGAAGCAGAUCCUAGUCCCGAGCCCCAUUUUGUGACACUCUCAUUAACUGAGUCUAUCGAUCAGACAAUCUUUUAUCACCAACUUUUUCAAAUUCUGUGUUUAGUUUCUGCAGCUGCCUUGGACUUCCUAUAACAAACAGGUCAACUCGGUACCACACGUAGGCCAUACAGUCAUGCUCAUUAAUAUAGGGCAUGACUUAGUGCAGUCUGGCUCCAAUCCCCAACAGGAGCUUGUUUUGAGAUCAAGUUUAGUAAAAGUUUGGAGAAACAGUUUUCUGUCACUUCAGCUCUCCUUACAUUCUGUAGCUUAAGAGUAACUGUCUACACAGACUUGGAUACAGGAUAAAUACUUUACCAAGGACUUAAACAAUGACUUCCCUUUGUGCAUUUUCAUGCUCAUGUAUGCUGUCACAUGUCACACAUGGAUACACAAAGGAUCAAAAUGCUAUUUUCCUCCCGCUUGUCUAUGACUUUGCUCCCUCCUGCUGACAUUCUGGUUGCCCCUUUCACUGCCCCUGUCCUGGGGGGUGUCUCUCUGAGGCUAAUAGAAUUUCCCCUCAUAUUUCAAUAAAUAAUUAUUAUGCUUAUAACACCAGAAUCUCGCUUCUUGCACACACUAACGCUGUCCAGUUCCAAUAUAUUUGGUUUUCUUGUGGGGGAAAAAAAUAAUAUUACAACAUCCAUUGAAUAACAUUUUAGUAAAACAUGCAGGAAUGAGAUCAGAAGAGAAAUCAGUUGUUGUGCUCCAUCUUUUAUUUUUUCUCAAUGCCAUUCUGGCCUUUAUUUGAUAGUUUGACAGAAGAGUGACAGGAAACCAGUGGAGAGAAAGGGGGCUGGCAUGUGAUUUAAGUGUCCACCUGAAUCCAAAAUCACACUAAUGGGUCACAGAUAUGCCCCAUUAAUUAGUUCACGUAACAGGCUGCAGUAUUGCCGCACACUUUACUGGACAAUGUACAGUAACACUUUCACAAGCAAAUGUACAGCAAGUGAAGCCAUGUCAGAGAAUAUACCAUGAAAAACAU
This is a messenger RNA of Anoplopoma fimbria (sablefish), 5442 nucleotides long. It is a transcript of the gene nr5a2, whose product is annotated as nuclear receptor subfamily 5, group A, member 2. Bases 586 to 2154 code for a protein of 522 amino acids. NCBI's taxonomy places the organism in Eukaryota, Metazoa, Chordata, Actinopteri, Perciformes, Anoplopomatidae. The record is from RefSeq and is a predicted model, not a curated record. Gene Ontology annotation, cellular component: RNA polymerase II transcription regulator complex. Gene Ontology annotation, biological process: regulation of transcription by RNA polymerase II; tissue development; hormone-mediated signaling pathway. The transcript is spliced from 7 exons. Gene Ontology annotation, molecular function: zinc ion binding; nuclear receptor activity; RNA polymerase II cis-regulatory region sequence-specific DNA binding.